AUGGGGAAGAUUUUUGCUUUUGGUGUCAUUUUAAUUGCGGUGGUUGUGUCUUUUAUUUCAAAAUACAACGAGAAUGGAGCUCCUCCGGUAUCUUUUAACAAAACAUACGACUACAUUAUAGUCGGCGCUGGAUCGGCAGGAUGCGUCCUUGCCAACAGACUUUCGGAAGAUCCCGAAUCCUCGGUACUCAUCGUAGAAGCUGGGGGAUCUGAAGAUGAUAACCCGAUGAUUCAGGUUCCUAUCGCAGCAUUAGCCCUGCAAAAUUCAAAAGAAGAUUGGGCUUUCAGAACCGUUCCUCAGAAGCAGGCAUGCUUAGGACUGAAGGACCAAAGAAGUGCUUGGCCUAGAGGAAAAGUUCUUGGGGGAUCAAGUUCCCUGAACAUAAUGCACUACAUCCGGGGAAGUCGGCACGACUAUGACAGCUGGGCUAGGGAGGGGUGUAAGGGUUGGGACUAUAAAAACGUCCUACCUUAUUUUAUAAAAUCUGAAGAUAAUCAAAUUCUCUCUCUAAAUGAUUCUGAAUACCACGGCAAAGGAGGUUACCUUACCGUCAGUGACGGGUCAGCCACGCCCCUUAUUGCUGUGUACGAGAAGGCAAUGAGAGAGCUGGGAUAUCCAGUGACAGACUGCAAUGGAAAAUCACAGACGGGCUUCUUUUACGGACAAGAGACGGUCAGGAACGGCGAGAGAUGGAGCACAGCUAAAGCUUUUCUCAGACCGGUCAUGCAUCGCUCUAACCUUCAUGUCUCUACCAAUUCACACGUCACCGAGAUUUUGAUGGAAAACAAAACAGCAAUAGGGAUUGCAUUAUCAAGAGAUAAAGUAAAUCACGUGAUCAGAGCAAGACGAGAAGUGAUUGUUUCUGCUGGUGCCAUUAACUCACCUCAGAUCUUAAUGUUAUCUGGAAUUGGUCCGAAAGAACAUCUGGAUUCUCUAGGGAUUCCAGUUGUAAAGGACCUUCCAGUUGGUCAGAAUCUACAGGAUCACAUCUUCUCAGCUUUAUACUUUUAUGACAACUCCACGAAAUCUACAGUUCUUCCUCCAUCUCUUCUGCAAACACUAAGAUAUGCAGUUUUCAAGUCAGGUCCUCUCAGCAAACCCCAUUAUGAGGCGGGCAGCUUCCUGGAAGACGAUAGUACAUUCCCUCCAGAUAUACAGAUGUCAUUUCACGGAAUAUCAAUAACAGAUAUCUCCGGCAUAGACCAGUUAAUAAACACGUUUAAUUUUGUCCCAGAGAUAAGACAAGGUAUUGAAGCGAGAUUAAAAAAACUCAACACCAAAAACAUACUGACCUUCAUGAUAGGCAAUUUUCUUCUCCAUCCAAAAAGCAGAGGAUUUAUUAAACUGAAGAGCAAAGAUGCGUUUGAUCCGCCCCUGAUUGAUCCUAAUUAUUUAGAUCAUCCAGAUGACAUGGAAACAAUAUUAAAAGGAAUAAUGGAAACUCUGAAAUUGGCAAAUACAUCAGCAUUUAGAUCAAUAGGUGCCUCUCCCAAUGACCCCUAUGAAGAGUACCUGCCCCCUUGUAACGAUCUACCGUACCCUUCGGAUGAGUACUGGACAUGCAGAAUUAAGCACUAUACCUACUCCGGUUAUCACCCCACCUCCACCUGUAGAAUGGGGCCACCUGCUGAUCCCACCGCAGUCGUGGAUCCACAGCUUAGAGUCAUUGGCAUACAGAAUCUAAGAGUAGUCGAUGCUUCCGUCAUGCGCAACAUUCCCUCCGGAAAUACAAACGCCCCGACGAUCAUGAUUGCAGAGAAAGCAGCAGACAUGAUCAGAGGAAUUGACAGUGUGAAGCAAAUUAGAAAAGGCACCAACAAGUUAUGAAAAUCGAUUGUUUGUCAAGAAUUACAUGCAUCCAAGAAAGAAAUAGUCCCUAAAUCUAAUUUCAGUGCAGCAGAAAAUAUUACUGUUAA
Molecule: messenger RNA, 1916 nt
Organism: Saccostrea echinata
Lineage: Eukaryota; Metazoa; Mollusca; Bivalvia; Ostreida; Ostreidae
Product: glucose dehydrogenase [FAD, quinone]-like
Exons: 11
Coding region: 1-1827 (608 amino acids)
Molecular function (GO): oxidoreductase activity, acting on CH-OH group of donors; flavin adenine dinucleotide binding
Source: RefSeq, a predicted model, not a curated record